Botrytis fragariae is the source of this 1623-nucleotide messenger RNA. Its product is annotated as putative ankyrin repeat protein. Lineage: Eukaryota; Fungi; Ascomycota; Leotiomycetes; Helotiales; Sclerotiniaceae. Gene Ontology annotation, molecular function: protein binding. The transcript is spliced from 4 exons. The record is from RefSeq and is a predicted model, not a curated record. Bases 1 to 1623 code for a protein of 540 amino acids.
AUGGCUGUACCCACAAAAGAUCUCGUCGACCUACUCGACGAUGUUUUAGCAGUUAUAUUUGAUCAGAUACUAGUAACAAUUGGAGUAUGGAAGACCAUGAACUUACGAGUUCUUUGCAGACUCUUCAACACAAUAGUCCCGAAGACUUUAUGCCUCGACCAUAUGGCAAACUCAGAAGGUCCAGUUGAUGACGCUCUUGAAAUAUGUCUUAAAUAUCCCGAGAGCAAAUUACCUGGCAUCGCACAUCUCUUCAUUCAUCUAGAAAUGAAAUACAACCCCCACCACACAAUACUCUCUCCUGUCUAUUAUGCUAUCCAAUCUGUGAAGGCGCGUAUUAACAACAUUCAGACAAGAGACGAGCAAACAGCUUUCGAGAUCAAAGUUUGCCAUGCGAUAGAAGAACGCUUAAAGUGGGGCUCAAACGAUGACCGAGACCCAGGUGCGUGUGGCCGAAGGAGAUCACAAUUUCGUAAUGCUGUUGUCGGUGAAGAUGGCGAAGCAAGGCUAGACAUCCAAACUAUUCUCAGUGUAGCUAUUAUUGCAGGAGAUGCUUCCGUUGUACGAGAGCUACUUGUAAAUUGUAACGCUGAUGCCGAUUUAGACAACGAAUAUUUUGGAAGACCUAUACAUCUUGCCGCAAGUUAUGGAAGAACCGAAAUUAUUGAAAUUCUGCUUGAGUGUGGUGCGGAUUUGAGUUCAAUUCGGCCAUAUCUAAUCCAUCAGUCAAAGAGAUUCACAAUGCACCUGCAGAAGUUCAUUUGCACUUUCGAAAGCCCUUUGCGAAUAGCAGCAUUGAAUGGCCAUCUCAAAGCUGUAACACUUCUCACCGAACCACGUUACAAUGCUGUAUUACCAUUUCCAGAAGAGGAAAUCCAGGAAGCUUUUCGCGCAGCAGCUAGAAGUGGGAGCAUAGCUUUGAUUUCUAUUCUCGCCGAGUCAUUUUUAGGAUCACUACCCUGGGACUUGCCAGCAAAUAUCCGAGAGGAGAUGCUUAUCCAAAAUAUCAAUUUUGCGGUAUCUGCUACUUGGGAGACUAUGCCAAAUUGGUCGCCCAUUCACUGUGCCGCUUAUAAGGGCCGCUCGAAAGUUGAUCAGCUGCUACUCGAAAAUGGCGCAAAUCGAGAUAGCUUUGCCACCGCCAUACGUGUGCAUUGCAACAGUUUGGAUGCAAUAGGUUUUGCCGUUUCCAAGGACCAUGAAGAUGUCGUUCACGUUCCUUUGAAUCACGCCUCAUUUUGGAACCAGCAUCAUAUCAUGAGGCUACUGUUAAAGAACACGGCGGAUUCCGACAGAUACAUGGACAGGUCGGCUCUAUCAUAUCCUAUUGAAGUUGGAGAUCCCCUAACUCUGCGUCUCCUGAUAGAAGCCGGCUACCCUGUCGAGACCAUCAAAGACGUUAAAUCUAUCAAUUACAACUCUUCUCCAGUCCUUCUAGCAAUGAAAUGCGGGUGGCCACAUAUUCUGGAGUACCUUUUCAGUGUCAACAGUGAAAAGAUUGAUCCAUUGGAUGAGGAGCAAUUUCUCCUUGGCUCGACUGUCAGAAACGAUUUUACGAGUGGUCAAUAUCCCCGUAGACACGCAAAAGAACCAUAUCAGCUUUGGUAUAUACAGGGCAGGUAUUGA